Molecule: messenger RNA, 1503 nt
Organism: Saprolegnia parasitica CBS 223.65
Lineage: Eukaryota; Oomycota; Saprolegniomycetes; Saprolegniales; Saprolegniaceae
Exons: 13
Coding region: 1-1503 (500 amino acids)
Biological process (GO): transmembrane transport; potassium ion transport
Cellular component (GO): membrane
Molecular function (GO): voltage-gated potassium channel activity
Source: RefSeq, a predicted model, not a curated record
AUGCGGGCGUUUGUCAAGGCCGUGCAGAUCGCCCGCUUCAUCCCUGUGGUCGAGGAGGACCGACGCCAAAGCCUCUUCAUUGACGUUAUCUCAGAUGCCCAGCGGUCGUCGCUUCGUCGCAUCUCGGCUACGGUCCUGGCCAAGGCGCGGGAGCUCACGGCCGGUGUGCCCUCGUCGAUGCAUGCGAUCGUGCACGAGCGCAAGCGCUACUCGCUGUACGAGCUGCGCGAAAACAACAUGCUCGUGAACCGCGGCCUCGUGCGGCAUCGCGUCACGAAAGAGCUGCCGGCGCCGCGCGUGCCAUCGACGGCCCGACACCCUCGUCGCUCGGGCGUCCUGCAUCCGUCGAGUUCGUUUCGAGCGGGUUGGGACCUCGUCUUGAUCGGCCUCGUGCUCUACACGGCGAUUGCUGUCCCGGUCGAAAUUGCCUUUGCGACCACCGACGUCAUUGACGUGCUCUUUGUUUUGAACCGCGUCAUCGACACCGUCUUCGUCGUCGACUGCGUCAUCAACUUUAUGACACCCUACAUGGAUGUCGCGUCCAACCAACUGAUUGAAGACCCGCACAGUAUCGUCCUGCACUACGUCCAAGGGUGGUUUGCGCUCGACGUUGUCUCGAUCGUCCCCUACGACUUGAUUAGCUGGGGCAUGGCGACCUCGACCGCGUUUACGUUGCACCAGACGCAAAACGUCAAGGCGCUUCAAGUCAUGCGACUGCUGCGCAUUCUCAAGCUCACCCGCGUCUUUCGAGCGUCCCGCAUCUUGCAGCGGUGGAAGGCGGUGCUAGGGUUUCCUGUCGCUAUGACGCAGCUCGGGAAAUACGCCUGUGUGAUGAUCCUUCUGGCGCAUUGGAUGGCAUGUCUCUGGGGCUACGUCCCGCAGUACCAAGACGACGAGCGCAACUGGGAGGUCGUCUAUCAAGUCAAUGGCUCGUCGUCCUCGACCCUGUACAUUGCGUCGCUCUAUUGGUCGGUCAUGACCAUCGGUACGAUCGGGUACGGGGAUGUUCCCAUGGUCACGAACCUCGAGAAGCUCGUGGCGAUCCUCUGCAUAACCACGGGCUGUGCGACCUAUUCGUUCAUCGUCGGCUCGGUCUGUGGCCUUGUCUCGAGCUUGGACGAAUCCUCCAACGAGUUCAACCAGCAAAUGGACCACUUAAAUGCGUACAUGGAGCGCGAAGACAUUCCACCCGAGAUGGUCUUUCGGCUGCGCGAAUAUUUCUUGCAUCGCCGAGAUCUCAUGCUGCACCGCCACUUUUCCCGCGUCAUCAACAUGCUCUCACCGGGCCUCCAAGGCGAGCUGUGCGUCUUCACGGCGGGCGAGUGGGUUGAAAAGAUUCCUUUCUUCAUGGGCGGUCCGCCCGGCGAGCAUGUCCGGUUCGUCACGGCGAUCUCGCGCCGCAUUGAAGCCGAGCUGUACCCACCACAAGAGCUGAUUGUGCGGGCAGGCGAGAUCUCGGGCAAGAUGUUUAUCAUUAGCAAAGGUACCUCGAUGUCGAUGUAG